Molecule: messenger RNA, 2676 nt
Organism: Schizosaccharomyces cryophilus OY26
Lineage: Eukaryota; Fungi; Ascomycota; Schizosaccharomycetes; Schizosaccharomycetales; Schizosaccharomycetaceae
Product: ribosome biogenesis ATPase
Exons: 1
Coding region: 194-2584 (796 amino acids)
Molecular function (GO): ATP hydrolysis activity; ATP binding
Source: RefSeq, a predicted model, not a curated record
UUCGCCAUUAUUUUUUUUGCCUCUACUAGACUUACUCUCUACAACAAACUACCCUAUUUCUAGUAUAUAAUUUGAGAGCUUCACAGCUAAGCUUUCCUUCAUUUAAUAUCAUUCUUUAUACUUUUUAAUUGGGGUAACUUGCCUUGUAAAAAAUUUUGGGAUCAAUUCUUUUGAUAUAUUGAAUUUUUGAAAAAUGGCUAGGGGAAGACGUGCAAAUCAACGCGAUACCGAUUUGGACUUAGAAAACAAUCAAGGUGAGAUUGAAGCUGUAAAACCAGCUCCUAAGCCAAAAACGAAGAAGAACAAAAAGUCUGCCAAGAAGGCAGAAGUUUUUUCUGAUGAAGAAUCUGACUCCAAUUCCGAUGUUAAGCAAAUUCAAGAAGAAGAAGAAGAUGUUUCUCCUCCCAAGAAAUCUUCUCGCCAAAACAAGAAGCCAGUGAAUGCCUUUGCUGCAUUUGCUGAUGAGCAGGAAGAUGAAGAAGAAUCUGAAUUAGAAGAGUCAGUUGUUGAUGAAGACCCCAAAAAGAAAAAGAAGAAUGACAAAAAGACAGGUCGCAAGAAUGCUUUCGACAAUUUAAACGAAGACAUGGAUGAGAUGUCCUUGAAUGACGAGGAGAAAGAAGAGUCUUCUACUUCCAAGAAGGAAAAGAAAAAAUCGAAGAAGUCGGAUGAACCUAAGAAAGACCGCAAAACCCGCAAGAAAGAAGAAAAGACUCGAAAAAUGACUGCUCUUAUGGAGCCUAAGGAGGAAGACGAGACCGCCGGUAAGGGGCCUCUUAAUCAGAACCAAAAUUUGAAGGAUGGUUUACUUUCAGGACGCCUCAUUUUUGCCUAUGCUUCCGGGCAAAAAGUCUCCGCUGAUGGUUCUGACCCUUCAGCCGGUAUUACCGUUACCGGCAAUUUGCUCAGCCCUCCCAAUAGCCGUGAUUUGCAAGUAGAAAAAUUAUCUGUAUCCGCUUAUGGUAAACAUCUUAUUAAGGAUUCUGAACUUAGCUUAAUCAACGGUCGUCGAUAUGGUUUAAUUGCUCCAAACGGAACUGGUAAAUCUACUUUACUUCAUGCAAUUGCUUGUGGACAAAUCCCUGCUCCUCAGUCCUUAGACUUUUAUUUAUUGGAUCGUGAAUACAUGGGUAAUUCACUUACCUGCGUGGAAGCGGUUUUGGACAUAAAUGAACAGGAACGUAAGCACCUUGAAACCGUAAUGGAGGACCUACUCGAUGAUCCAGACAAGAAUGCUGUUGAGUUAGAUACUAUCCAAACUCGCUUAACUGAACUUGAAACUGAUAAUAGUGAGCAUAUUGUUUAUAAGAUCCUUAAAGGUUUGCAAUUUACCGAUGAAAUGAUAGCCAAGCGAACCGAAGAUUUGAGUGGUGGAUGGAGAAUGCGUAUUGCUUUGGCUCGUAUUUUGUUUAUUAAACCUACUCUUAUGAUGCUUGAUGAGCCCACUAAUCAUCUGGAUCUUGAAGCAGUUGCCUUUUUGGAAGAAUACUUGACUCAUGAAAUGGAAGGUCAUACUUUGUUGAUUACCUGCCAUACCCAAGAUACUCUUAAUGAGGUUUGUACUGAUAUUAUACAUCUUCACCAUCAAAGACUUGAUUACUAUGCUGGUAACUACGAUGUAUUUCUCAAGGUCCGUGGAGAACGUGAUGCGCAAUUAUCAAAGAAAGCUCGUCAACAAGAAAAAGACAUGGCUAAACUUCAAAAUAAACUAAACAUGACUGGAAGUGAUCAACAAAAGAAGGCCAAGGCUAAAGUGAAGGCUAUGGACAAACGUCUUGAAAAAGAUAAACAAUCUGGUAAGGUUCUAGACGAAGAAAUCAUUCAGGAAAAACAACUAGUUAUUCGCUUUCAGGAAUGUGGUGGUGGUAUCCCGUCUCCUGCUAUUAAAUUCCAAGAUGUUUCCUUUAACUAUCCUGAAGGCCCUACUAUCUUCUCUAAGUUGAACUUUGGUUUAGAUCUGAAUUCUAGAGUUGCUUUGGUAGGCCCUAAUGGUGCUGGUAAGACUACUUUGAUUAAAUUGAUCCUUGAGAAAGUUCAACCUACACUUGGAAGCGUUGUUCACCAUCACGGUCUUCGAUUGGCUUUAUUCAAUCAACACAUGGGUGACCAAUUGGACAUGAGGCUAUCUGCAGUAGAUUGGCUUCGUACUAAGUUUGGUAACAAACCUGAAGGUGAGAUGAGAAGAAUCAUUGGUCGUUAUGGCCUUACUGGUAAAAGUCAAGUCAUCCCUAUGAGUCAGCUUUCUGACGGACAACGUCGUCGUGUGCUGUUCGCUUUCCUUGGUAUGACUCAACCACACAUUUUACUUCUUGAUGAACCUACAAACGCUUUGGAUAUUGAUACCAUCGAUGCUUUGGCUGAUGCACUGAACAACUUCGAUGGUGGUGUAGUUUUCAUUACCCACGAUUUCCGUCUUAUUGAUCAGGUCGCUGAAGAGAUUUGGGUUGUUAAGGAUGGUACUGUGAAAGAGUUUGAUGGUGAAAUUCGUGAUUACAAGAUGAUGCUUAAAGAGCAGAUUGCUAAGGAUAGAGAAAGCGAAAAACAAGCGGAAUUGGCCAAACAAAAAAGUAAGGCUUUGAGAUGAUGGUUUCAGAUUCAUUUGAUAAUUCUCAUAAAGUUUUUGUUUAGUCGGUUGGUUUAUAAUUUAAAAAUAAAAAACAUCUAUUUAUCUUGACA